UAUGACAAAUAUACAAUGAAUAACGAGAUUAUGCAUGCUAUUUGCCUGUCUCGUGAGGUGACUUUCCCCCAGAGUUCCCCAGUUUCACUUCAGAAGUCAUCACCCCUCUUUCGAUAUGCCUGGAAAACUACAUCGACCAGAAGUCCCGAGUACUUCCUGUUCAAGUUUCAGAAGGUCACCAUGGGAAGCAAGAUGGCAGCUGCCAGUAGGGUCGUGCAGGCAGUACGGCCUCAUGCCCCUUUAAUCAAAUUCCCCGAUCGACGGAAUAUACCAAGACCUGAGGUGCAGGAAGCACUUAAGACGAUGGUGGCUACCCCAUCACCAUCCCCUGGGACCCAUAAUUCACCACAGUCAUUAAGUUCUCCAUCUAGACCACCAGGAACACAGAGCACAGGCCCACCAAGCCACAAACCAGGCCCUCCGGACACUGCAGCCACUAUCCGAGAAUUCCCCCAGCGAUACCGCAGGAGGACAAUAGCUACAGAAGAGAUGGAUUACAUCCAGCGUGGCGGACCAGAAUGAACCUGGAUUCUUCAGCGUAUACCAGCCAAAGGCACUUAUUUGUGUACUUUAUUUCUUUUUUUGAUUAACUGCUAGAUAUAUAAAACAUGUUUGUUGUUUUUCUGCAGAUUAAAAUAAAGCC
Molecule: messenger RNA, 643 nt
Organism: Lepisosteus oculatus (spotted gar)
Lineage: Eukaryota; Metazoa; Chordata; Actinopteri; Semionotiformes; Lepisosteidae
Gene: kgd4
Product: alpha-ketoglutarate dehydrogenase subunit 4
Biological process (GO): 2-oxoglutarate metabolic process
Molecular function (GO): oxoglutarate dehydrogenase (succinyl-transferring) activity
Source: RefSeq, a predicted model, not a curated record